CCGCAAGUCUCACUUUGACACAUUGACUUGAUAACCGAUUCAUUGUUCCCAUUGCCAUUAUUCAUAAAAUUACGCCCACAAAGUGUUGUUCGUUAGUUAUCAAGUUGAGAGUUUAUCCAUUGAACUGCACAUAUUAAACAUUCAUUAUCAAGACUUCUUUGUUGGAAUUUAUUUAUAACUAACUAUCGUUUGCACGACCUUUAGCAACAGUCAAAACAAAUGAGUAAGGUUAUGUUCAAUAAAACAAGUGCGUUUAAAUAGUCAUUUGAAACCGACUAUAGACUAUCAAAGUUGAAACGAGAUUUUUUGAAUAAUCAUAAACAAUCAAGGGCUCGUUGUUCAGUGUUGAAAAUUGUUAACUUUUACAACUCUAACAAUGUCACCAGAACCAACCCAAGAACCUGUAGAUAAUUUAAAUACAGCCAAUGUUAAUGUUAAUGUAAUAACUGCGCAUGAAUCGGAUAGUGAGGAUGAAGAUGCUGGGCCAGCGGGAUACAUGCCACUUUCUCAGAUUCCAGCAGAAGGAGAACCGUUGGAAGAUGAGAAUGAUGACGACGAUGAGGAUUUCGAAUGGACUCAUGCACCUACAGAACCUCAACAAAGCUUGCCAGAAUCAAAUGAACCAGGAGAGCCAUCGGUUGAUCCAGAGACAUUAGAGGUUUGGUCUGCUCCGGGCAAUUCAUCUAACAUUGACUUGGAUGCAGAUAAAAUAAACCAAGUCAAAUCAGCUAUGGCCUCUUUUACUCUGCCAACUACAGCGAUACCAGACUGGGCUAAUUCCAUAUCCGAAGAUCAGUGGAAAGAACAGCUGAUUCAUCGUAUUAAAGAGAUACAGAAGGACAAAAAAUGAAAGUAGAAUUAUGAUCUCUUUUCACGCAUCGUUAUCAUGUAAAUACUUAUUUUUGUUUAAAGAAUAAGAGGCAUUAUUUUUAUCAUUAAAAAGUGAGAUUUCUAUGGACACUCUAAUGUGUAAAUGUAUUAAUAGAUAAAAAAUGACAUUUGUUAAAGUAUGAUGCUAUCAAAUAAUUUAAUUUUUCAAAACUGUAUGAUAAAACAUAGUUUUUGAAAUAAUUUUGUUAAUCAAGCAAGAUGUAGCUAGUCGCUUAGUAAUUUUUUGUAAAUAAUUUUUCAUCAAUGUAAAUAAACCUUUGAAAACUCUA
Messenger RNA from Nasonia vitripennis (jewel wasp), 1160 nucleotides. RefSeq names its product male-enhanced antigen 1. The coding region runs from base 377 to 850 and encodes 157 amino acids. The transcript is spliced from 2 exons. The record is from RefSeq and is a predicted model, not a curated record. Lineage: Eukaryota; Metazoa; Arthropoda; Insecta; Hymenoptera; Pteromalidae. Gene Ontology annotation, biological process: spermatogenesis.